Molecule: messenger RNA, 528 nt
Organism: Armigeres subalbatus
Lineage: Eukaryota; Metazoa; Arthropoda; Insecta; Diptera; Culicidae
Product: adipokinetic hormone/corazonin-related peptide-like
Exons: 3
Coding region: 78-413 (111 amino acids)
Cellular component (GO): extracellular region
Molecular function (GO): hormone activity
Source: RefSeq, a predicted model, not a curated record
GAGCAAGUCCACCUGCGAUACGUGAUAACAUAAUCAGACAUAUUUCAUACAAUUUCUACUGCUAGUUUUCUAGGAAAAUGUGUUCUCUAAGGCGAAACACUCUCAGCCAAAAGCUCAUCUGCUUCGUUGUGCUUUGCAUGGUGUUGACAUCCACGCUUACUUGCGCACAAGUUACUUUUUCGCGCGACUGGAACGCCGGUAAGCGAUCACUAGGGGAAGCUGCUCAACCGACGAGCGAAUGUGCUGCCGUGUGGCGUUCGGUUACGAAUCUGUGUGCUGCCGUGACGAAAAACAUUCAACACCUCACGAUGUGUGAGGCCAGAGCGCUAAUGAAGAGUAUACAGAACGAUGAUACUUCAAUGGAGAACAAUGGUAGUGGAAACCUUCAGCUAUUCUCGAACGGACGCUUGUAAACGGAUUUUACGUGCAUGGAUUAUUUACUAUAAUGGUUGGUUGGAUUUGACGUCUUGAAAUAAAUCGGCAAAGCAAAAUGAUAACAUAAUAUUAUAUUAUUGAACUAUUUUGAAA